Procambarus clarkii (red swamp crayfish) is the source of this 558-nucleotide messenger RNA. Its product is annotated as sperm acrosomal protein FSA-ACR.1-like. The record is from RefSeq and is a predicted model, not a curated record. NCBI's taxonomy places the organism in Eukaryota, Metazoa, Arthropoda, Malacostraca, Decapoda, Cambaridae.
AUGUCAGGAUGGGUUGAUAGAGAGAGCAGUGGAGAGAGCAGUGGAAAGCAGAGCAGUGGGGAUCAGAGCAGUGGGAAGCAGAGCAGUGGACAGCAGAGCAGUGGGAAGCAGAGCAGUGGACAGCAGAGCAGUGGACAGCAGAGCAGUGGACAGCAGAGUAGUGGGAAGCAGAGCAGUGGACAGCAGAGCAGUGGGGAUCAGAGCAGUGGGAAGCAGAGCAGUGGACAGCAGAGUAGUGGGAAGCAGAGCAGUGGGAAGCAGAGCAGUGGGAAGCAGAGCAGUGGGAAGCAGAGCAGUGGACAGCAGAGCAGUGGACAGCAGAGCAGUGAGAAGCAUAGCAGAGGACAGCAGAGCAGUGGACAGCAGAGUAGUGGGAAGCAGAGCAGUGGACAGCAGAGUAGUGGGAAGCAGAGCAGUGGGAAGCAGAGCAGUGGACAGCAGAGCAGUGGAAAUCAGAGCAGUGGACAGCAGAGCAGUGGACAGCAGAGCAGUGGACAGCAGAGCAGUGGACAGCAGAGCAGUGGACAGCAGAGCAGUUGGAAGCAGAGCAGUGGAUAG